Messenger RNA from Acanthamoeba castellanii str. Neff, 1044 nucleotides. RefSeq lists its product as uncharacterized. The coding region runs from base 1 to 1044 and encodes 347 amino acids. Lineage: Eukaryota; Discosea; Longamoebia; Acanthamoebidae. The record is from RefSeq and is a predicted model, not a curated record. The transcript has 8 exons.
AUGGAGGGGACGAGUGCUAAGACUGGCCCGCUGACUCAGUUGGAUGCCAACAUCAUGGCCGCAAUCCUGGUGCAUCUGGAGCCGGCCGAUCUCGUACAGGGCGACGUGGUGUGGUGCACGCUCUUCCUUCGACGCUUCGGCAGCGACUUCUGGGGCGAAGCCGCCGGACCCCACCCCUACCACAGCGUGCCGGAGGAGCGAGAGAACGAAUGGGCGGCGAUGGACCGAACGCAGGUGUUUGCGGCGUACGGGGCGUCGCUGUCGCCCGCAGGCGAAGACGCGACCGAGGCGGCUGCUGCUGGCGGCGACCCCCGAAAGGGCAACUACGACCUGAACGGCUUCCUGGAGUGCACGUCGGCUUACCUGGUGGCCGGGGUGGCCGACUUUGCCUGGCUCUCCCGCAUCACCGACAUCGUGCUCAGCCGGCCCGAGAAGGAGUCUGCCACCAGCGAGCCCCCGGUGAUCUUUGACAUCACGAGCCCCGGCGGUAUCGUGCUGUGCGGCGGUCUGUCGACUGACUGGUGGCGGUGCAGCAACUGGUACAGUGACAACGGCAAAAAGAUGUUCCGUGGCCUGAACAGGAAAGUGCGCUACACAGCCGGGGAGCCCGCGGGCGUCAUCUACGUGAUCGACUGCGCCAGCUUCGAGGCCGACGAAGACUACCAGGAGCACGUCUUUCGCGAGCUGCACGGGAUGCUGGGCGAGGGCAAGGGCCAGUAUCGAGAGACGCUCUCGUUCAACCUGCACCUCCUCAACCCCGCCGAUGGCGACCUCGAAUGGCCCCUCUUCUACGCCGGACCGGUCGUCUUUGUGGCGCAGCAGCACACCGUGCCUUCGCUGGCAUCAUCAGAAGAGAGCGAAGCGGGGAGUUCGCUGCAACAAGACGUGGUGGCCGCCUUCAAGUGGUUGCGGGGCCAGCCCACGUCGUGGCCGCACUGGAACGUACCCGACAACGCCCUACUGUGCUCCCUCCACGCCGAGGCCGCACGCGGCCCGCGGCACUACUGGACCAGCUGGCCUGAGUGGCGUGCCCCGAACAACUAA